UCCAUGACGUCAUCUAACUCAUCAUGGCAGGCGCUGGUGAAAACUCACAUGGUUGUGAAAAUAACUCGGAUUUAGAAGAAGACAGAUGCUCAGAAAAUGAUUUUGGAACCUCAGAACUUGGAACCAAAGAGUACUGGGAGGAAACAUAUCAGAAAGAGCUGGAGACUUUUAAAGACAUCGGAGAUGUUGGGGAGAUCUGGUUUGGUGAGGAAAGUAUGAGCCGUGUGCUACAAUGGAUGGACGAAGCUAAAAUCAAUGAAAAUGCUGCUAUUCUGGACAUCGGCACAGGAAACGGGGCCUUCUUAGUUGAGCUGGCCAAACAUGGAUACAAGAACCUCACUGGUAUGGAUUAUUCUCCUGCAUCAGUAGAACUGGCCAGAAAUGUUCUGGAGGCAGAAGGUUUGACUGAUGUCAGUGUUAAGGAGAUGGAUUUCCUAAACUGUGAAGGGCAGCUUAAGGGUUUUGAUGUCUGCAUCGAUAAAGGAACUUUUGAUGCAAUUAGUCUAAACCCAGACAACACUGAGGACGGCAAAAAGAUGUAUGUCCAGUGUCUAAAAGACGCUCUUAAAGACGGUGGCUUUUUUUCCAUCACAUCAUGUAACUGGACGAAGGAGCAGCUGCUAGAAAGAUUUGGCGAAGGUUUUGAGUUUGUUCAGGAGUUGCCUACACCAAGUUUCAAGUUCGGAGGAAAGACUGGCAACAGCGUGGCAGCUCUCAUCUUCAAAAAAAUACAUUGAAGGACCAAUUGAAGUGGAUUUUUUUUCUGUCUAAUUAUUCAACUUUUUUUCUUUAGAGAUUCCUAGGCUUUACUAUUUAGUGCUUAUUUUUCAAUACUGCUGAAACAGACAUUUCUUUUCCUAAAAUAAAUGUGCUUUUGUUUUUUUCUGUGCAGAGUGGUCGUGCAAGCUUCCACCUUGUAUUUGAAUGUAUUUAAUAAAGCAUGAUACUGUGAGUUAA
Molecule: messenger RNA, 957 nt
Organism: Nothobranchius furzeri (turquoise killifish)
Lineage: Eukaryota; Metazoa; Chordata; Actinopteri; Cyprinodontiformes; Nothobranchiidae
Gene: eef1akmt2
Product: EEF1A lysine methyltransferase 2
Cellular component (GO): cytoplasm
Molecular function (GO): protein-lysine N-methyltransferase activity
Source: RefSeq, a predicted model, not a curated record